UGUGGCUGUACUUAUAAUGACAACGACAAGAAACUGAAGUUGUAAAAUUGAUGAUGAAACAUUGCUGUGUCGUAGAAUAUAGGAAUGCAUAAAAAAUUCAAGGAAAAUCUCUUUUAUUAAUCACUAAGGAUCUUUAACGGAAAAAUUGAAUUGACCUUAAUCUCGGUAUGUGGCGCUGGUGUCGGCAAGUGGCAGGCAAGCGUGACAUUUAAUAAUUUUUGUAAACAAAUUUAGACAGCUCAGUCAAAGUCUUUUUGGCCCUGCAUUUUAGUGUUUAAGUACGAUAAAUAUUGUAAAAUAGUGUAGUAAUAUAUUGUGUUAGAGAAGAAACUUAAAGCUGAAGCACGUUGAACUGUAAUUCUAUCAAAAACCUUAUAGAUUUACACAGAAAACUGCUAAAAGUGUUCAUACAAAUACUGCGUUAAGACUCAUUUUACAUCACAAGAGAAAUGUGGGAUCCUAGACGGUUCGACGACAUCGAGGACUUCACAGUGGUUGAUGCCGAUGCCCAGGAGACUAUUCUUGGGGACUUCGAGGUGGUGCCGCAUGAAAAAACGGGUCCCAAUUGCUUUAUGAUGCAGCAAUUGCGCAAGCAGUACGAAGAUGAAUUAAGAAGUCUGCUCGAUUCCGGGAACUUCAAUUGUCCAGGCAAGAGCACCGACAAUCCGGAGGCCGCAUCGAUUGCCCUUAUCGAGAAGGAGAUCAGGAAGAACCUCGCCAUGUUCCCUAACGGUCUCAGCUUCAGCAGCAAGUUGCGAUUGGCCAAACCGAACGUGUUGGAGGACGUUGACGUGAUGGUGAACCAAAGAAUCCCUAUAUUCUUUAACAAGAACUAUUUUAAAUUACGGCCGAAGGACACUGAUGAACCGGGGACAAGCAAUGGUGUAAAACAAGAGCCACCACAACGGACACAUGGGAAAAAUGAGUUAUAUCUUCAGUUUAGUGAUAGUAAUAAUAUAAAUUAUUCAUUCCCUUUACCUCCCAAAUCCCGUUAGGAUUAACACUACCAAUUGCCAAUCUGACUUUAAAAG
Molecule: messenger RNA, 1031 nt
Organism: Phlebotomus argentipes
Lineage: Eukaryota; Metazoa; Arthropoda; Insecta; Diptera; Psychodidae
Exons: 2
Coding region: 450-995 (181 amino acids)
Source: RefSeq, a predicted model, not a curated record